AGCAGCUGGUGAAAGAGAGCCAAUCCCCUGAUAGCCCUUGCUACUCCUGCAUCUAAUUGGACCUGUGACUGCGGUUUUAGAGGGAUGGGGCUUGCUAUGUGGCUAAAAGUUCUGGACCCAACAAGCCAGAUGCAGUCCUCUUCCACUUUUAAGGAGAGCAGUGGUCACAGCCAGUGGGAGCUUUUAUUAAUCCAAUAGUCUCUGGCACUGAAGGCAGAAAGUUCAGUUGCUAAUUGGAUUAUUGUGGGAUUAUUUGGAGAGGAGAGAAGUUUCUCAAAGCAGAGGAAGGUCAGGAGUAUAUGGAAGUGAAAAGAAGGCACUUCUUUGGAUUUGCUGUGGAUGGCCUCCCAUAGGGCUUGAAAGACACCUGCUAGAUUUCGGUGGGCCAGUCCUGACAAUAGAACAUCACAUCAUCAAGUUCUAGAUCAAAACCAACGAGCAUUCCUACAACUGCAAAGUGUCUUGGGGCAGGGGAUGCUAUAUUUCAAAAGAAUCAUAGAAAUUAGGAAACAGAGGUGGGAGAUCAUGAGUUUUCAGAGCAAAAAAUAUACUAGGAGUAACAACGAACAUACACACAUGUCUCUUGUGGAAAGGAAAAGAAUUUGCAAUCUGGAAAGUGAAAGAAAUUUGUGUUUAAAAAAAAAAAGACCUUCAAUAAACAUAAGAUCCCACCCCCUUGGCAACUCUUCUUCCACUGUCUCUGACUUCAAGGGAGGAGUGAACCAAUUAUCUGUGAGUUCUGCAGAAGGAAAACCUGCAACUUACCAGCUGCUGGGGGAGAGAGACAGCGAGCGAGGCAGGGAGGAAGAAUCAAUAGACAAAUUCUAAAAUUUAAAGAAAAAGCAAAGCAUUUUUAAACAAAUAUUAGAUGGUGGGGGGAAUCUUUUAUCUGCCAGGAUUUUUUGCAGUGCAGGAGUGAGGGUGUACUUUCAAACCUGCUAUCAUAAGAAACUGCCAGGCUCUCCAGCCCCUAGUUUGCUUCCCCCUCUUUAUUUCACGGGGUCUACAUAAAAGCAUUAUGGGUCAGCUGAAUGCACACACUAGCCUUGGCCGCUAGGUGUCGCACCAGAGGCCACUUCCACCCAAAUGAGUCUACGAAUUACAAGUUGCAAGAAAAGCAAGUGUGAGUGGGAGACCUAGUGAACUGAGAGUACCAGGAGAAGAGCAAACCUCUUCAGAGGGGAAAAAGAACAGGAGCACUUCUGGUACAGAGAUCCUACUUUGGACCAUGUCAAUCUUCUGACCCAAUAAAGAUCACCCAUGGGGAACCAGCCCCUGGAGUGCUCUGGUUUUUCCCAGUCCAGCUAGGGUCCAAAGUGGUGGAGAAGAGCCCAGCCCAGUGACUCGGGAUCCAGAAAAAAGCAGCAGCAGCCUCUGAUUAAAACCAUCAAGACAGCUUCAUCCACGACACUAAGAUUCAGGACUUCUCCUCCAGACAAAGAAAGGAGGCUUGAACUUGGUCUCUUUCUCCGAGUAAGAGAGGAGAAAGGUUUGAGUCAGACAGAAGCUGUGGUGAUGCGAAGAGCGUGAAAGACAAACGAAGGUUCCAGGUUAUGCUGCACCCUGCAAGUCAGCACCAAGCAAUGAUGAAGACUGUGUCCAGUGGGAACUGCACCCUGAGCGUGCCAGCCAAGAACUCCUACCGCAUGGUGGUGCUGGGAGCCUCCAAGGUGGGCAAGAGCUCCAUCGUCUCACGCUUUCUCACUGGCCGCUUUGAGGACCAGUACACUCCCACCAUUGAGGAUUUUCACCGCAAGGUCUACAACAUCCGGGGAGACAUGUACCAGCUGGACAUCCUGGACACAUCUGGGAAUCACCCUUUCCCUGCAAUGAGGAGGCUUUCUAUACUGACAGGAGAUGUUUUCAUCCUGGUGUUCAGUUUGGACAACCGAGAAUCCUUUGAUGAGGUCAAGAGGAUCCAAAAGCAGAUCCUUGAAGUCAAAUCCUGCCUGAAGAACAAGACCAAGGAGACAGCUGACCUCCCCAUGGUGAUCUGUGGCAACAAAAAUGAUCAUAGUGAAAUCUACCGCAAGGUGCGCUCGGAGGAAGCAGAGAAGCUUGUCUCCAGUGAUGAGAAUUGUGCUUACUUUGAAAUCUCAGCCAAGAAAAACACGAACGUGGAUGAGAUGUUCUAUGUCCUCUUCAGCAUGGCCAAGCUACCUCACGAGAUGAGCCCUGCCCUUCACAGGAAAAUCUCCGUCCAGUAUGGCGAUGCCUUCCACCAAAAAUCCUUCAGGAUGCGCCGGGUCAAAGAGAUGGAUGCCUAUGGCAUGGUCUCCCCCUUCGCUCGCCGACCCAGUGUCAACAGUGACCUGAAAUACAUCAAAUCCAAAGUUCUCAGGGAAGGCCAGGCAAGAGAGAGGGAGAAAUGCACUAUCCAGUGAAGGGGUAUCCGCCAUUCUGAGUGAAGUCAUUGUGUUGGUGCAGUGCCUUAAAGAAAAUGGUUUGAGAACGGGUUCAUAGCACCCACCUGAUGGAGGAUGCCCACCAUGACCAUAAGCAUGGCUCUUCCUCAGACCUCCACAGCAUCGCUAAUGUAAAUACUGUAGUAAACUUCCAAGCUACCCUUGUAAACAGUUGAGGAAAUCAGAGGUCUGAAAGGUGACUAGCUUCUUCAUUUCUUAAUUAAGUUCCUUUUCGUUCUUCUCCUGUCUGAAGAACUUGGACUUGUAAAGAAGGAUUUGCCUCAUGCCUACCCAGGGAAUAGGUCAGUAACACCGAGAAGGCAUUGGGUAUAUGUAAAUAAGAGUAACCCAUCAUUCAGCCUCUGCUGAGAAAAACAAAUGUGUGUCUUUUUUCAAGCACACUUUAAAAAUGCUCCAGUUUACCUAUCUUCAUUCAACGGAUAAUGGUAUUAACCCAGGCUCUCCAGACUGAGGAUGGACUCUAUACAUGGGUAUGCAAUUCUGACUGGCCAGUUAGAUGACCUCUGGUUUGCUGUAUCUUAGAAAGUCUGAGAGUGAUGAAAUUUUGCUGUACCGGUGGCAAUGUCUAGCCGCCAUUGAUGUAAAUGUCACUUUUGUAUUAUAGCUUUAAUCUUGUUUUUGUUUUGUUUUUUUCAAGUGAAACCAGAUGGCAAUUGUGUAUCUGAAAUGAAAACCGUGUCUCUGUUCUAGAAUUGCCAAGUAUUUUCAGUUUUAAGGUUACAUAAUAUGUACAGUAAUGGAUAGUGAAAUUGUUGUACUGUAAAGCCAACACAUCUGACUGCUAGCUCUCCUCAUGUGUGAUUGUGUCUCAAAAUAAGCACAAAUCUGUUACAGGUACUCAGAAUACUUCAUUAUAAAUACUCACUCUGCCCCACCUCUCUAUCAGAGCAAUGGUUCCUUCCUCCUGUCUUUGACAAGAGAUUAACCUGAUUUGAAUUUUGGCUUGGACCAUUAUAGAAAGAGGUUUGGACCUUCCUCUGAAAUUCAGGGGUGACAGGAUGUGGGAAGUUGAUUUGGAACCAACUCUGCUUCCAGAGUUCUCCUUAUUACUGGUGGGGUUUGCCCCUGAACAGAGGAUGGGCAUAGGCACCACUAAAGUCCCUGAGAGCAUAAUCCUUGUGCUAACUCUCUGUACAGGGUGAAUUUUGCCACUGUGAUUAAUUUGGGGUUGAGUCACUCUUUCCCAUUCCUCUCUCGCCCUGGUCCUUCGCUGCUAUCUCCCUGCCUUUUCCAUUUCAGCGUCUCUUGCUUGGUGUGCUGGGGCCCUGUGUGCACUCAGAGAGCCGGAUGUAUUCCCUCAGAUAUGAGCAUGCCACUCCCAUUGACUUAAAUGGGUGAUGGGCAUACGUAGCUGUGGGCAGAAUCUGGUUCUAAGAUUAAUUGUAAGUAACAACAGUGCAUAUAUUCUUCCCAUGAGUGUGUGAUAUAUAUACCUCAUACCAGCCCUGGCAUAUUCCACCCCGCCCCCAUCCCUCACAUACUGCCCCUAUAUGUAUCCAUCUCGCUGUGUCCUGUCUGGAGCUGUGGGCUGAAUGCUAGUUCAUUCUGUAACUUGACAGGUGACAAAGAAUGAUGGAUAUUUGCUAGAAAUAGCUUCUGAGAGACCCAAUCCCGUCUUCACUUGUCCGUCAUUCCAUCCUCGCCUUGUAUCGUUCACAGUUAAAACGCACAAGUGUUUGAUUCCUGGUGCCAUGGCAACACCCUAUAUUAUCAAGUCUCUCUCACUCUCUAUAAAUAUGUAUACUGUUUAUGAUUAAACCUGAUUUAUUUAUUAGCAGUGUCCUGCCUGAUUUUGCUUUUAGCAGGAGUAAUUAGGAAGACUGUAGGGUUUUUAUGUAAGGCGUCAGGGGAUUUUGAACAGGGGACUUCAGUUGAUGCCUUAGAAAAGGAUUCUGGUUCCCGAUGGGAGCAUAAGUUUAAAGGGAUUUUCAUAGCCCUUUCGGACUUCAUGUUUGACAUU
Messenger RNA from Mauremys mutica (yellowpond turtle), 4386 nucleotides. It is a transcript of the gene RASD2, whose product is annotated as RASD family member 2. The coding region runs from base 1554 to 2384 and encodes 276 amino acids. The record is from RefSeq and is a predicted model, not a curated record. NCBI's taxonomy places the organism in Eukaryota, Metazoa, Chordata, Testudines, Geoemydidae. Gene Ontology annotation, molecular function: GTP binding; GTPase activity. The transcript is spliced from 7 exons.